AGCAAGCCAUGGCUCCUGGUAUUGGCUUUGCCGUUGGCAUCCAACGUCUGAUACCUUUCAUCGGUUAUCACCACAUUCUUAUGAUCUUGAUUGCCGUUGCCAUCAUUCUUCUUUGGUGUUCCUCGAGUUCACCGUUGAUACCAGGAAUCUUUCUCAUUGACUUCUACUAUCAAACAUACACACCGACAUAUGAUCCGGCGCAAGUCGAUCCUGGCGUCACUGCCGCUAUUGCCAACAUUGUUGGACAGACGCAGUUGGAAGUAAGAGUCGGAUACUUUGGCUUGUGCAUAGCAUCGGAUGCAGGCAACUACCUCUGCUCCAACAAUGCUACCCUGCUGGCCGAGCAGAUUAGCAUCGACAAAGAUCCCAUGAACUUGAUCUGGGUUGCAAAUACCUUCAAGAACUCAGUCUNNAUCAUCGCCAUCAUCUUCGCCUUCCUCUGCUUCCUUCUUCUCGCCUCUUUCCCUGGCUGGCAUGAAGAACGUGACCGCGCGACGGGUUCAGAAGUCGAUGUGAAACCCUUCCCUUCACGUCCGGUCUCACAAUCAGCUCUGGCGCUCGUCUUCAUCGCCUCAGUCUUUGUCCUAGUAUCCGUACUAUGGCAACACACGGCGUCAGUAGCCGCAGCACAAGUCGCCCAAGACAUGGGCAACGGCAGCAUAAAAUCUGGUGUCGGAACAUCAGCCAUGGUGUUGGGCUGGUUCAGCUUUGCAUUACUACUCAUCGUUACCAUUGGUCUAUUGGUCAUGAUUUUGAGUAUCCAUCUCUUGGACAGACUUACCGAUGAA
This is a messenger RNA of Aureobasidium musti, 788 nucleotides long. The record is from the annotation of a GenBank genome assembly. NCBI's taxonomy places the organism in Eukaryota, Fungi, Ascomycota, Dothideomycetes, Dothideales, Saccotheciaceae.